Sparassis crispa is the source of this 534-nucleotide messenger RNA. RefSeq lists its product with no specific name. The transcript has 5 exons. Gene Ontology annotation, cellular component: dynactin complex. Gene Ontology annotation, biological process: mitotic spindle organization. Gene Ontology annotation, molecular function: dynein complex binding. NCBI's taxonomy places the organism in Eukaryota, Fungi, Basidiomycota, Agaricomycetes, Polyporales, Sparassidaceae. The coding region runs from base 1 to 534 and encodes 177 amino acids. The record is from RefSeq and is a predicted model, not a curated record.
AUGCCUCCCAUUCGCGAUAAGUUCACAAUCCAUUCCAAGGCCGUCGUCUGCCAGGACGUCGAGCUCAAGGGCGACAUCACUGUCGGUGCAGGCACCAUAGUCCACCCAAAGGCCACCAUAUUCGCUAUAGCCGGUCCUAUCGUUAUUGGUUCUGGAUGCAUCAUCGAGGAAGGCGCCAUUAUUGUCAAUCGACGAAAAGAAGUCAUGCGCAUUGGGGACGACAAUCUCUUUGAGAUCGGCUGUCGUGUCGAGUCUCCCACCAUUGGCAAUUUCAAUACCAUAUCUGCCCGAGCGCGUGUGCACCACACUGUGCGCAUUUCUUCCUACUGCGUCAUUGGAGCCGCCUGUCUGGUCGUCCCAACAGAGGACGAAAUAUUGGACGAGUACACCGUGAUAUACGGACCCGCAGCCGAACGCAGGACAUGGAGUGGCAGAGGCAAGGUGCAAGAGGCGGACUUGCGUCGAAAACACGCUGAUUAUUUAAAAGAGAUGCUACCCAAGUUCAAUCGCUUGAGGAGGGGUGAUGGCACGUAG